Messenger RNA from Hylaeus anthracinus, 2274 nucleotides. RefSeq names its product drebrin-like protein (gene Abp1). The transcript has 5 exons. Gene Ontology annotation, biological process: positive regulation of dendritic spine morphogenesis; neuron projection morphogenesis; regulation of actin filament polymerization. Gene Ontology annotation, molecular function: actin filament binding. Gene Ontology annotation, cellular component: plasma membrane; postsynaptic membrane; cortical actin cytoskeleton. Bases 280 to 1701 code for a protein of 473 amino acids. The record is from RefSeq and is a predicted model, not a curated record. Lineage: Eukaryota; Metazoa; Arthropoda; Insecta; Hymenoptera; Colletidae.
GUCGGCUUUUCAAUAAAGUUUUGUCAAAAUAUGUUUUAGUGUUCUUUAGAUCUCGUACUUAUUUGUGUAAUUUACAAAGAAUUUCGUUUAAUAACUCGUAAAAUGUUUCAAACGUGUCAUCUACUGAAGAAGAUCACCGUUUUGCGGUUGGUAACAGAAGGGCGUUGACAUAUAAUCUAAAAGGCGAAACGAGAAGAUGCGUCUGUGACAUUAAUUCGCCAGUAGCAACUCGAUCGGAUUCGUUGUUACGGUUAAUCUUUUAUAAACUAAUUGAGAAACAUGUCAAUUAAUUUAACGAAAAACAAAGACGCUUUGGUAGCUGCUUGGCACAGCGUAGUCGACGACAAAUCGUCUACUAACUGGGCUUUAUUCGGAUAUGAAGGGCAGACUAACAAUUUAAAGGUUGUUGCAACAGGAACUGGUGGUGUGGAAGAAUUAAUUGAUCGAUUAGACAGUAGUUAUAUCAUGUAUGCCUUUUGUCAAGUAAUAGAUACUAAAACAACCCUGCCAAAAUGUCUUUUAAUAAAUUGGCAAGGAGAAGGUGCACCAAUAGUUAGGAAGGGUACUUGCGCAAAUCAUAUUAGAGAUGUAGAAAAAUUACUGAAAGGUGCUCAUAUAACAAUUACCGCUCGCUCUGAAGAUGACGUCGAAGUAGAUUUUAUUAUGCAGAAGCUUGCCAGAGCAACAGCUUCUGCAUAUAAAUUUAACGAGCCACGCGGCGAGAACGAAGGUAACGCGGGUCCGGUUGGUACCACAUAUCGCAGAGUAAUCCCAGAGCAAGAAAUAAAUGCCACCGAACGCGAUCAAUUUUGGCAAAAAGAAGAAAUGGAGGAGAAGAAAAGACUAGAACAGGAACGCACGAAAUGCGAGCAGGAACGUCAAAGACUCGAAGAAGAAAUUAGAGCUCGAGAAGAAAAAGAAGCUCUGCUUAGAGAACAAAAAGUCACUGCCAAAGAAAACUCAAUAGCACGGCAGAAAAUGGCAGAACAACGCGCGGAGGAAGCCAACAAUUUACGUAAUCAAAUGGCAGCAAGUCAGCAUUUUAGUAAUGACGUUGAUGAUAGUCAUAAGUCUCGAAGCGAAGAAUUGCGACGGCAAAGAAGUAAAGAAACGCAACAGUUAAUAGCUCAAAGAACGAUAAAUGCUCGCGCAGUUUUUGAGCAAAAUUCAGCUGCCGGUCAAAUGAAGUCGUCAUCGGUACAACAAUUCGUUCAGAAAAACAGCCACGUGGAAGCAGCUAAGAAAGCUCUUGAGGAGAAUCAGCAGAAAGAUCCACCUCAGACUAAAGUAGAGGAAGAAGCGAAAGUUGAAGUGAAUACGACACAUAACUUGGAUUCGGUAACAGAUUCUGUUUCGGUUACACCCUCGGUUCAAACCCAAUCUGUAGAAGCAAAAGUGGCCGAUCCGCAAGAAGAACCCGAAGAAUCAUUAGCGACGAAAGAAGUCGUUACCGAAAAUGAAUUGUACAGCCAAAUGGAUGGUCAGUACUUAUACUUUGAUCCAAACAACGAAGGAAUGACAGCAAGGGCGCUAUACGAUUAUCAAGCAGCCGACGAUACAGAAAUUACUUUCGAUCCUGGAGACAUUAUUACGCACAUAGAUGCUAUCGAUGAAGGAUGGUGGCAAGGUCUUGGACCUGAUGGAACUUAUGGACUUUUUCCAGCUAAUUAUGUUGAAGUUAUCGAGUAUAACACGACAUGAUAAGAAACACGCUUGUAAAAAUAGACUACCUUUGUUUCCGAUCGAAAGAAAACCGUGCUUGCUUGUUCGUAUACGAAAAAAGUGAUAUUCAGUAUUUUUCAUUGUUACAGUGACUUUGCAUUUUCCUUUUAACACAGAACGUACAAUUUUAAGUAUUUAGAUAUCAUGUAUUUCGGAGAAUUGUGCUCAUUCAUAACAAGAGAACUAAUUAUGUUUUGAAGACGACUGCACACAUUAAAGAAGGAAUUUAAUAUUUCUAAUAAUAAUCACGCAGUAAAUAAAUAUUGUUAAUAUUCUAGCGGACAAGAUUUUAAACUUUAAUAGUGUCACAAUGCCAAUACAUACACAAAUGGCGAAGUACGUCUUCCCAUGUUUAACGUUUCGAAUGAAAAAUAAAUUAGCCGUAAACGAAUAUAUCUUUUUAUAACAUUCUCUGACGAAAAUCGAUGCGAUCAUAGGAAUAGCGUAUUUAAUAACUUAGCAAAAUACCCUUGCAUUUACAAAAUGUAAUAACUACUUAUUUAGGAAUAUGUUUAAUUCUUUAAACAAUAAAUACUUAAAUUUGUUAUAGUA